GAAUUAUUCUGGAAUACGUAGAAGGUGGUGAGUCAAAGACCAGAUCAAUAGAUCUGCUGGAUCUUAGACCUGAAUGUUACAGCCUUAGUAGAAGAAAUCCAAAAAGGAGAACCUCUCAUCACAGCUCCCUGCUUGGAACAUGUCAUACAUCUAGUACAAAGAUUGCAGGAGAAACUAGGGGAAAAACAGAUUCACAAAUUCUCUCUUUUCAAGGUCAGAGGCAUCUUUAAAAUAAUUUUGGGCAUUUGGGGGAGUUUAAGUUGUGAUACUGUGAGUAUGUUUUUGCUGCUGUGUAUUGUGCUCUGUAACUGAUUUCUUGGCAUGUUUCAGUCCUCUCUCCACCUUUAGAGCAACUGAGUCUGGCCUGGAAUUCCCCCAAAAAGGCUGAGAGGUACAACUGUUCCUAGACAUUGUUUACACAGGCUUCUGCACUAGGGUGUAUUUUGGAUGGAGAGAAGUCAAUCUUUUAUUUGUCAAAUAAGUUUGUGGGCCAGCAACACCCAUAGUUACAUUUGAACAAAACCUGUACAUACACCCCAAGUAAAUUAGCUUUUGGGAAAGGACCAAAAUAUCUUCAUACAUGUGUCUGCUUGGUCUUCAUUUGAUGAAAAUUGUGGGAUUUAUGCUAUUAUUUUAUGGGGUUUUUUGCUACAUGCAGUUGUCAUUACAAAUCCUGGUUUUCAUUACUUUCUGUCAUUACUAUUAUCUUUGAAUAUUCAUAUAUUGAUCUUUGGCUUACAGACAGCACUUGAAAUAUUAUUUUUAAAAUGUAGGAUUUUUAAGAAAAACGAUUAGAGAGACAGUUCAGAGCUCCAAAUCCAGGACUGACUCUGUCAGAGGAGAAUAGAAUUUAAUUGUAUUUAAUUGAAAUGAAACUUUCUUCCAGAAAUUGCAUGCUACAAUCUGACAUUGUUAAAGGUUGUAUCUUUAUUGUGUCAGCAGAUGGCAAUGUGUAGCUGUUAAACUAUGUUGGUCAGUGCCAGGGUGUUUAUUGUUACUUUAAAUUAAAAGAGAAAAAGAAGUUUUGUGUUGGUUUGUUCAGCUAAAAAAACCCUUACAUGUUUCUAGAUAUCACUUUGGUUCUUUUGACCAACAAUACUCAUCUGGGUGAAUUUCUGCAAAGAUAUAUGUAUUUAACCUUGAAAACAGAGCUGUGUAGCAAGGCAUCUUAAAAGUUUCUCUUCCAAGUUAUGCUUUCAACUGAGAUAAUGCCUUGCUUUUCAAAAGCUUUAGAAUUGUUUCCUCAUCACAGAGACUGACAAAUCUUCAAAUACUUGUUCAAACUUGAGUGUAAAUGAUGUAUUUGUUCAUUGUUGGGUCUAGGGCUGUGUCUGAGCUUCUGUGUUUGGAAAUAAUAGAAACAGGCAAUUCCAAUCAGUGCUGGCUUAUUUCCUUCGCUCAAGAGUGGUUAGAAGUGUGUGAAAAGAACUUUUUUGUUGUUUGUUUCAUUUAAGGCUUCCGAAUGAAACAUGAGUACAGGUUCUUCUGAGAUACUAAUAAAAUAUAAGAGAUGGGUGGGAGUGAGAUUUUUUUUUUCCCUUAAAAAUGUUCCGUGUGUGCAUUGUUUGGGAAUAAAUGGUUUUUAUUCUGGUUGCACUAGAGUAUAAUCUGAAACAAGUGUAUAAAGUCAUCUUUUUGUUAUUUCCAGUAAUUGUGAUGAUGGUGUGUUAGGCACCCUGCAGAGAAGUGAGCUUUUAUAGCAAUUUCUCAGAUUUUAAACUACUCCAUGGCAUAGGAUGCUGUAGUGAUUUGCAGAUUUUUAUCUUAGGUAGAGCUGUAGCAGAUUUUGCAGAACUGAGGUAUAUUUUUUCUAGUAUUGCCUUAGGGUUUGAUUAUUGUAUCAUUUGCACAGGCAAUUCUUGCUGGCUCAGAGUUCUGUGGAUGAAGCAACUGCAGCCCUGGGCAUUGGAAGAACAGAAUUAGUCUCAUAAUCCAAAAUUACAUAAAACCCCGUCUUGUUUUCCUCCCUUUUUCAUAAUUUUAAAAUACUUUUGUUGUUUAGAACUGCAUGCCUGUAGUCCUAAAAAUGUUCUGGGUGAAAUUUCCAUGAAUUUCCAUAAUUAUUGAUUCUUACAUGCAGAUGGAUAUUGGGGCUCUUUUUAAAAAAAAACCACAAUAUUUUUGUCAUUUCCCCAUCUUGAUUGCUCAUUCCUUCUUCUAUAGCUGAAAGUACAACUUGUGUUGCUUUCUCUAGAGAGCAGAAAUUGCUGUUUCUGUAACAUAAAAUGCAUUUUCUGUUUCUCUCUCCCUCUCAGUCCUUCACUUAUCAAUUGUUAUUUCCAUUUUGAUGAGUCCCUACUCUUCAUAGUAAAAGAUCUGUGAGCCUUUCUCAUUUUCCUUUUGGAGGCAGGCAGCUUGGAAAACUUCAGAUAAGAAAAAUAAGUUGAAGCUCUGGUAAUGCCAGUGAUUGAAUCUCUCUGUUCACAAACAGUUUCUUCUUCAUUUUUACACCACAGAAAAGACCUAGUAUUUUUAACAUCCCUUUACUUCACUUUCAGCAAUUGCUGUGAUUUCCCAGUUUAUGAUUUUAUUGUGCUUUAGACUUGGGGAGAGGGCAGCUUGUAAUAAGUGACAAUUGUUCAAGUGCAAACUGUGUUUUACAGCAGCCAAUUUAUUCAAACACCAACCAGAUUAUAUUUGUUUGGUUCUUUUUAAAGUAUCGUGGUGUGGUAUCUUCCAUAUGCAGUAUCUGAAACUAUUUUCACCUCUGUCUAAUAAACCUUAGUAUGUUAUAAUGUUAUGAUGACCAUGGCUCAUUCACAUGAAUGAUCCUAUACUGUCUUAUUAAAGCACCUUAGAAACAAUGUUAGAGAACAGUGCCCUCCAUAAUCUAAAAAACACAUGCAAAAAAUGAAAUCCUGUCUUGGAAUUUUGUCUUACUGAGUAUCUGUCAUCAUCUUGUCAUGACCUCAUAGGACAAAGCUGUAGCUUACAUCUCUUCUUCCUGUUUUAUAUAACAAGGUUGAGUGCCAGCUGGAAGCAUCCCAUACCCUAGAAGUCUCAAAUUUAACUGGUUUUCUUGGUUCACUAGGUGAGGCUUAGUAUUAGUUGGGAUUUCUUUCAUCAGUGAUCUCACAGUCAUGGUCUCCUCUUUUGUUUUGCCCAUUCAGCUGUGGUCUAGAGUUGCUUUGCUGGUCCCAGAGAAGGUGAAGAAAAUGCAAAAAUGGGGGAAUAAGCCAUUCAUUCAAGUAAAUAAUAAAAUUGAAAUCAAUACGAUAUAACAUCUUCAGUGAUCUCCUGAUGAUUAAUGUGGGAUUUCUUCUUCUUUAACAGGAGGAGGAGAAAAAUUAAUCUGUUGAAUAUUUUGAGCCAUUUUGUUUAUUUUGUUAGCAUCAAAUGUUUUUCCUUUCACUGCCCCCGCUUCUAUUCCAGGUGCUUAGAACACACAUAUUGCCUCUGACUAAUGUCGCAUUUAACAAAUCUGGUUCCCGCUUUAUCACUGGAAGCUAUGAUAGAACCUGCAAACUGUGGGAUACAGCAUCGGGAGAAGAGCUGCAUUCUCUGGAGGGACACAGGAACGUUGUCUAUGCAAUAGCUUUCAAUAACCCCUAUGGUGACAAGAUUGCCACUGGAUCUUUUGAUAAAACCUGCAAACUGUGGAGUACAGAAACAGGACAAUGUUAUCAUACAUUCAGAGGACAUAGUGCAGAAAUAGUAUGUUUAUCAUUUAAUCCUCAGAGCACACUGUUGGCAACUGGAAGCAUGGAUACCACUGCCAAAUUAUGGGAUCUAGAGAAAGGAGAAGAAGUAGCCACUUUAAAUGGGCACUCAGCAGAAAUUAUUGCUCUGUCUUUCAAUACCACUGGAGACAGGAUCAUCACUGGCUCCUUUGACCACACAGUAGCAGUAUGGGAUGUUGGCACUGGCAGGUUGUUACAUACUUUAAUAGGCCACCGAGGAGAGAUUAGCAGUGCCCAGUUCAACUGGGACUGUUCUCUCAUUGUCACUGGAUCAAUGGACAAAACAUGCAUGCUGUGGAAUGCAGUGACAGGGACACACAUAGCCACGCUGGCAGGGCACAGCAAGGAGGUGCUGGACGUGUGCUUUGACUACGCGGGGCAGCGCAUUGCAACGGCCUCUGCUGAUGGGUCAGCAAGAGUCUACAAUGCAGGAACAAAACAGUGCAUUGCAAAGCUGGAAGGGCAUGAGGAUGAAAUUUCAAAGGUGUGUUUCAACCCUAAAGGGAAUUGCAUACUAACAGCCAGUUCUGAUAAAACAGCUCGGCUCUGGGAUGCUGCUACUGGACACUGCCUUCAGAUAUUAGAGGGUCAUGCUGAUGAGAUCUUCUCCUGUGCUUUUAACUAUAAAGGUGAUAAAAUCAUUACAGGGAGCAAGGAUAACUCCUGUAGAAUCUGGCACUGACAAGAAAAGGAAGGAUCCAGUUUAAUGUGUGCCUACUUACGUUGUGAGUUUCAGAGUCAAUAAAUUCAGCCUUUCAGCUUUGUUUUCUUUUACUCUCUUUGUUCAUCUUCUGUUGAAGUAGAAGAGUUACCUAAAUUUGAUAAGUUUGAUUUAGAAAUGGCAUUGCAGAACUGCAGAAGUUGGAAGGGACCUCUGGAGAUCACCUAGUACAACAGCCUGCCCUGCUCAGAGCCCUGUCAUCCAAGCAGGCUGCCCAGGACUGAUGUGGGUUUGAAUAUCUGCAAGGAUGAAGACUCCAAGUUUCUCUACAUACUGCGUAAUAUUUGAUUACGUGCAUAGUAAAGAAGAGAAGUAGAGUUUUUUUCCCCCCUCUUACUUUUAAAUGGAGUAGUUCCUUAUAUUUACAUUAGUCUGUGUUGUCUCUUCACUGAGUAGCACUGAGAAGAAUCUGUCUGUUAUUUCAGUCACCAGAGAGAAAUCAUGAUUAGUAAGAAUGAAUGCAUAGGAUAGCUCAAUUGCUUUAUGUGUAAUUUUUAGCUUGUAACUUUUUAAAUAAAAAACAAUAGUAAUCUCAUUUGUGAAAGGAGUAUUGAUAUGCACUUGCUUUGAGGACUUUUGUAUUCAUUUUUUGU
Molecule: messenger RNA, 4994 nt
Organism: Catharus ustulatus (Swainson's thrush)
Lineage: Eukaryota; Metazoa; Chordata; Aves; Passeriformes; Turdidae
Gene: DAW1
Product: dynein assembly factor with WD repeats 1
Exons: 11
Coding region: 3337-4362 (341 amino acids)
Biological process (GO): negative regulation of transcription by RNA polymerase II
Cellular component (GO): transcription repressor complex; nucleus
Molecular function (GO): protein binding
Source: RefSeq, a predicted model, not a curated record